Psammomys obesus (fat sand rat) is the source of this 3917-nucleotide messenger RNA. It is a transcript of the gene Mmp17, whose product is annotated as matrix metallopeptidase 17. Gene Ontology annotation, biological process: extracellular matrix organization; proteolysis; collagen catabolic process. The record is from RefSeq and is a predicted model, not a curated record. The transcript has 10 exons. Bases 36 to 1646 code for a protein of 536 amino acids. Gene Ontology annotation, cellular component: extracellular matrix. Gene Ontology annotation, molecular function: metalloendopeptidase activity; zinc ion binding. NCBI's taxonomy places the organism in Eukaryota, Metazoa, Chordata, Mammalia, Rodentia, Muridae.
CGCCCGCUCCCCGCGCGGAGGACCUCAACCUCGGGAUGGAGUGGCUGAGCAGGUUCGGCUACCUGCCACCUGCAGACCCGGCAACAGGGCAGCUCCAGAAGCAAGAGGAGCUUUCCAAGGCCAUUACCGCCAUGCAGCAGUUUGGCGGCCUGGAGACCACCGGCAUCCUGGAUGAGGCCACUCUGGCCCUGAUGAAGACCCCUCGCUGCUCUCUCCCGGACCUGCCUCCUGGGGCCCAAGCAAGAAAGAAGAGACUGACUCCGCCACCAACCAAAUGGAGCAAGAGGAACCUUUCUUGGAGGGUCCGGACAUUCCCACGGGACUCACCCCUGGGCCGGGAUACUGUGCGCGCACUCAUGUACUACGCCCUCAAAGUCUGGAGUGACAUCACACCCUUGAACUUCCACGAGGUAGCGGGCAACACUGCUGACAUCCAGAUCGACUUCUCCAAGGCUGACCACAAUGACGACUACCCCUUUGAUGGCCCCGGGGGCACCGUAGCCCAUGCAUUCUUCCCUGGUGAUCACCACACGGCGGGAGACACCCACUUUGACGAUGAUGAGGCAUGGACCUUCCGCUCCUCAGAUGCCCAAGGGAUGGACCUAUUUGCAGUGGCUGUCCAUGAGUUUGGUCACGCCAUUGGCCUGAGUCAUGUUGCUGCCCCAAGCUCCAUCAUGCAGCCGUACUACCAGGGCCCCGUGGGUGACCCACUGCGCUAUGGGCUUCCCUACGAGGACAGGGUGCGUGUCUGGCAGUUGUAUGGUGUGCGGGAGUCCGUGUCCCCUACUGCCCAGCUAGAUACCCCAGAGCCUGAGGAACCGCCCUUCCUGCCAGAGCCCCCCAACAAUCGGUCUGACAUCCUGCCUCGGAAGGACGUGCCUCACAGGUGCACUGCCCAUUUUGAUGCCGUGGCCCAGAUCCGUGGCGAAGCAUUCUUCUUCAAAGGCAAGUACUUCUGGAGGUUGACCAGGGACCGGCAUUUGGUGUCACUGCAGCCGGCUCAAAUGCAUCGCUUCUGGCGGGGCCUGCCACUGCACCUGGACAGUGUGGACGCUGUGUAUGAACGUACCAGUGACCACAAGAUCGUCUUCUUCAAAGGAGACAGAUACUGGGUGUUUAAGGACAACAACGUAGAGGAAGGGUACCCGCGACCCGUCUCCGACUUCAGCCUCCCACCAGGUGGCAUCGAUGCUGUCUUCUCCUGGGCCCACAAUGAUAGGACUUAUUUCUUUAAGGACCAGCUGUACUGGCGCUACGAUGACCACACACGGCGCAUGGACCCUGGCUACCCUGCCCAGGGCCCCCUGUGGAGGGGUGUCCCCAGCGUGCUGGAUGACGCCAUGCGCUGGUCUGAUGGUGCAUCCUACUUCUUCCGAGGCCAGGAGUACUGGAAAGUGCUGGAUGGCGAGCUGGAGGCAGCACCCGGGUACCCACAGUCCACAGCCCGGGACUGGCUGGUAUGUGGUGAGCCGCUGGCAGAUGCAGAGGAUGUAGGGACCGGACCCCAGGGCCGCAGCGGGGCACAGGAUGGCUUGGCAGUAUGCUCCUGCACUUCGGACGCACACAAGUCUGCGCUGCCAUCUCUGCUGCUGCUGCCGCCCCUGCUGUGGGGCCUGUGGACCUCAGUCUCCACCAAGGCAUCCUGAGGGCAGUGCUGGCCUCACGGAUCAAGGAGCCAAGGAGGGCAGGGACAGACACACUGGCCAGUAGGCAGCGGGACUGGUGCUCCAAGCAUCCGGUCCUCCUGUCCUUCCUUUCUCUCGCUGAACCCAGGGGUGCUGUGCCCUCUGCUGGAGCGGCCUCAGCUGGGACAGCGGGGUUUGUCCGUGCACCCUUCCCACCUGGAGCGGCCAUCGGCAGUGCUCCUUCCCUCUUCUGCGCACCAUGCUGCUUCAUCGCACCUUACUGGGCUGCCCAAGCCCAGCUGUCACAACCCCGGGAUGCCUUGUCUACACCUGAGCAGCUCUGACGUCUGCAUGUGGGCUGAUGGGGACAACGGGAGGUCCUCGUGGUGUUCAUAGGGGCCACUGUGCCUGUUUCAUGAGUGAGAGAGUCGACGCCCCAAUGGGGGAACAUGGUGGGAAAAGGGAACCUACCAGGAGUCUCACCCGCUGCCAUUUGCAGUAGCCUGCGUCGUAUCGGCUGCUACAGAGGAGCAGUCGGGAUCUGCCUGCAGGCACACAGAUGCUGGCCAGGGGCCUUGCUCCAACCAUCCCGCGCACAGCCAACUCUCUCCUCAUCCUAGACAGGCUAGAAGUGGAGGCUGUAUCCUGUUAUCUCCCUCCUUGUGGCCAGGAGAGAAGUUUGGGUCUCCUGGAAUGCUGUGGCUUGGGAGUGGGGUGCCUAUAGAGACAUCUCUCAUCUGCCAGCACCCAUUGCUUCAGCAAGAUGCCUCAUACAGUUCUGGACUAAGACCUUGCCGCCUAGACUCACAGCUGUCCCCUCUGCAGCUGUGGAUGGGGGUUCACUUAGAGAAGAAGGGCGGUUGGGUGAGCACAGGGUGACAGGGAAGGGCAGCUGCAGGGAUAAUGGUAUCAGGGUCUUCCGGAGCCAUGAGAGUGUUACCACCUGCCCUGCCCUGACCACCUGACUUGGAGAUAUAGGGCCAUGGGAGAACUGCUGCUCUGAGAGACAGACCCUCAUGGUCCAGAAAGGGCCUCUGUGGUAGAACCCAAGAUGGGAGUGUUCAGCUCCAGGGAGGAACCACCACAUUCAAAAGUUCUGGGAUGGAGUGGGCCUGAGGUUCGGAUGUAGAGAAAGCAGUUUCUGUCAUUGGACACAUGCUGAAAGUUAAUGCUCUCACACACACCCCACCCCUCCCACAACUGGCCCAGUCCCGUCUCAGGUAAGAAAGACCUCUCCACACCCCAGGCCACACUUCAUAUAUACAUGGCACUGCUGCCACCCCUUCCCAGGCCAGGCUUGAGUGCUGUCAGGAUGGAGUGAACGGCCAGCCAGGCCUGGGCUUCCCCCUUCCCGGCCCAUGCCACAGCCACCUGUCACACUGGACAGGCCAGGGUAUGGGGGAGUCUGAGGUUUCCCUGUCACGAAAGCCACCCCUCUCUGCACCUGUAUCAAAGCACGUUCCUUUGAGGCCCCACGCUGUCCACCAGCCUGCAGGACACAGCCGUCCUGUACAGUAGCAGGGAGGGUCCUGAGAGUCUUUGUCACAGCACUGAAAGCCAGGCCUGCAGGCUCGAGCUCUCUGAUGCUGGUGUCUCACUCAUUUUAAAACCCAAACUCUUAAUAAAAUUUUUCUACACUGGAUAGGUGACAGGUCGGCGGUGGAGCACUUGGCUAGCGUACACGAGGCGCUGGGUUUGAGUUCCAGUACAACCUCCCCUGCCCCCUCUAAAAUCCUCUGUAUUCUGGCCUUGAGUGAGAUGGUCAAUGAGCACAAAGUUCUCUGGACAGCCCUCCCAUGCCCACCUGCCUCCCUCCUUGCUGCAGCCAGUGGUCUCUCAGGGGGAGUGGGUGGGGGAGGUAGGUGCCAAUGCCCUGCUCCCACCAGGCUGUGCUCUGCUGGGUCUCUGUGUCUUACGGUAUGCUGUACCUCCCUGUGCAGAGGUUUCGGAAAUGAAACAAGAGCGUCUGCCCCCAGGUUGUUGGAUACGAUGCAGACUCUGGGAGCAGCCCGUGUUUCCCAGGACUUGACCCCUCCUGAGGGCGUGCUCUCCAGAAAACCUGGGGACUACCAGGCCACCAAAUUUUCUCCGUGUGUCCUCAUCACAUACUCUCCAGAAAAGCAGGCAACUAAGUGCCAUGAUCCCCUCCUACCCAGGUGCUGCCACCCGGUCUCGCCUGCCCCUGACCAACCUACCUAGACAUUCUGGGGCCUAACCAGCUCUUGUCCUGCAGCAGCAGCCGGCCUGCUGCCACAUGGCAUUCUUUUCUAGACAAAUUGUGCUAAACACAAA